Panonychus citri (citrus red mite) is the source of this 680-nucleotide messenger RNA. RefSeq lists its product as uncharacterized. The transcript has 2 exons. The record is from RefSeq and is a predicted model, not a curated record. Bases 105 to 593 code for a protein of 162 amino acids. NCBI's taxonomy places the organism in Eukaryota, Metazoa, Arthropoda, Arachnida, Trombidiformes, Tetranychidae.
UUCAUUUUUAUUACAUUGUUGGUGAUUAUUUCUGGUUAAACAUAAUAAUUGAUUCUUGUAUCUGUUUAGAGACCGCUUUUGAUUCGAUAAAUACGAAUAUUAAAAUGUUCCCUCGUCAUGAAACGCCGAUAGUCAAGCUGCAGAAAUUAAAAAAGAUUCGAUUAGAUUAUAGUUACGCGGUUUUAGCCUCUAAGUCAAUCGAAAAGUUCUCGCGAUAUUAUAUAACCAUAACAUAUAUUAACUUCGGACUGUUUGGAAUCGUAAAUACUUUAGAUGCUUUUGGUCAUGGAAGCUUAGCUGCCGUUUGGAUUCUCUUCAUGGUUGCUGAUUUUAUCACACUCAUCUUUAUAACAGUUCGACUCGUUUCCACUAAUCAGGUCUCGAUUGAUGGAUUAGAGGAUUUAUACGAUAUCUCUUUCUCAUUAACAACUCAACAGGCACAACACGAGAACGACAUUUUCAUUAACCGAAUGCUUUGGAAAAAUGUUGGAUUUACCUUUGGAAAUUUAUUCAUAAUCAACACUAAUUUUAUCACUUCAAUGUUCACAUUGGCACUAACACUGGUUAUUACUCUCGCUAAUUUCCUCUAUUAAUGAGUUUAAAAUGAAAACUAUUGAUCGACAAUAACAAUAAAGUAAUUGAUUAAAAUGUUUGUAGAAAACCACCUGAUUGGUUUUCGU